Messenger RNA from Gadus chalcogrammus (walleye pollock), 5033 nucleotides. RefSeq names its product methyl-CpG binding domain protein 6 (gene mbd6). Lineage: Eukaryota; Metazoa; Chordata; Actinopteri; Gadiformes; Gadidae. Gene Ontology annotation, cellular component: nucleus; chromocenter. Bases 434 to 5014 code for a protein of 1526 amino acids. The record is from RefSeq and is a predicted model, not a curated record. Gene Ontology annotation, molecular function: chromatin binding; DNA binding. The transcript has 20 exons.
CAGGCGCGAUAGAAAACUCCAUUAUUUUUUUUGCACGGAAUCUGCAAGAAAAAAAUAACAGUGGGCUAACUAUGAAUUAAGGAUUAAUGGAUCGAUUCAGAUGUUGGAUAUACAUAUCGGAUUGCACGGUUAUUUCAUGAAAGAGUGACGGGAGUAAGGGUCGGGUGAUUGUGCAGCCGGAGCGGGACAUCCUUCUUCUUGGGACAGUGAAGAAUCAACCCUUCACAUGGACAUGAACUGAGGACUUUCUCAAGGAGUUAUUUUCCGAAUAGCGGAUUCGCAGGAAGCACAGUCUUUACGGAACAUCAAAUCGGUGUUUCUCAGAGUCUGUCCUUCCAAACAACCAGCAUGCACAGCGGACCGCGGAUAUCCUAGCCUAAACAGAUCCUGGCUUUCCAAAGAUGACAAGGUUCUGGAAGACAGACGUCACAAAAUGAUGGGAGGCAGCGAGACUGUCAGUGGGGACAAGGAUGGGGUCCAGGCCAUAGCAAUACACGUCCCCAUUGGCUGGCAGCGCCGGCUAGAGAGCGGACAGGUGCUCUAUGUCAGUCCCAGUGGCACUUGCCUGUCUUCUCUGGAGGAGGUCAAGGCCUACUUGUUGACCGAUGGCACCUGCAAAUGUGGCCUAGAGUGUCCACUUGUCAUCCAAAAGGUGUUCAACUUCGGCACGGCUGUUAAGGUGGAGCAGCACAGCCAACCACUGGGCAAGGCGGAGCAGGAUAUGACCAAACUCUGCAACCAUCGCAGGAAAGUGGUUGCCAUGGCCACGCUGUGCCGCAGCAUGCAGGCGUCACAGCUGCCCUUUGCCACCCUCCAUCCUCCAGAGCGCCACAGCGGCCUGUCGGACCACCGCGAGCCAAAGAGGAUGGCGCUGGGCGGGCGCGCCGACCGGGAGGAAGAGGAGCGCUGUGCCUACCCCCCCAAACCCCACCCCCACCCCGCCCGCGCCCACGGCAACCUCCAGCCGCCGUCGGGCUGCACCAGCCCCCGGACCUCCCCGGGGCCCCUGUACCCCUACAACGGCUCCUCCCCGCUCCGGUCGCCCCGCCCCACCGCGACGCCGCAGAAUCUCAGUCAAAGCCAGAGGUCCACCCCCAAGACCCCCGAGACGCCCGGCUCGCCUCGCCUGGGGCCCCUCUCCCCGCCGCCCUCCUCCCCGCUGGCCCCGGGCCCCCGUCACCCCCACGGCUCCGUGGCGGCGGGGUCUCCCCUCUCCCUCUCGCCGGCCCCCUCCCCCUCCAUCCACAGCAUGAGCUGCGUCUCGCCGCGCCAGCGCUCCCGCCACCCCUCCGCCUCCUCCCUGCUCCUGCACUUCUCCAAGUACAAGCUGGAGGACAUUCUGGAGCAGUUUAAGAACUCAGUGGGGAGUGCGAUGGGCAGUGUGGGCUCCGCGGGGAACUUGGGACCGCUGGGUUUCGGGUCCUCUGGUCUGCCUUUGGGGGUGUUCCUGAACCACCAUCAGAGCCGGCCGCCGCACCCGACUUCCUUCCCCGCUAGCAGCUUGCUCUCCGCGGCCGCUAAGGCCCAGCUCGCUAACCAGACCACCCAGGGCCAGAGCUUGCACACGGGCAGCAACCCGGCGAGCUCGGCCUGUCCUCUGGAGCUCCUGAAAGAGACCCAGCAGCAGCAGCAGCAGCACCCCUCCCCGCACCCCUCCUUCCUCUUCCCUCCAUCACACCCUCUGGCCCAGUCCCUGGUGGCGUCCGCUCAUCACUUACCCCCCGCGGUGGAGCGCAACGCCUCACACCGGAAGCGCCACCGGCAGUCGCCCACGGUUCUGAGCAUGCUCAGAGAGACCCAGCAGCUCGCCAACGGGCCCCGGAAGACGCCGCCGGGAGACCUCCUCUCCACCGCCAUCAUCAACCUGUCCACCUCCUCGUCGUUUCCCCCCUCCUCGCACCCUUCCUCUACCUCAGCCGCACACAACCACGCCAUCGCCCUAGAGAACCACUACCAUCUCCCCCCCGGACAGAUCCCCCCCCGGCUACCCGCCGCCGCCCAUCAAAUGGCACCCAACGCUGGGCCUUCCAGACAAAUGGAGGCCCUGGACUUCACUACAGGCCUGACGGCCAACACGGGGCCUCCGCCGGGGCUGGAUCCCCCGACGCAGCCCCUCUCCGCCCUGUUGCACCUGCUGAGCGUCCAGAACGCUCAGGCCUCGGCCGCGGCCACCAUCUCAGCCUCCGCCCAACUGGGGUCUUUAGCCGGGGGCGGGGGCAGCGGCGGGAAGGGCGGCAAGCGGCAGAGCCCCAGGCCGCCGCUGUGCGCCUCCAAGCCCUCGUCCCUCGGCCGCUCCCUAAAGACUCAGUCCCCCAGCCGGUCCAGCCCCGUGCAGAGACUCUGCUCCCCCUCCAACCCCCACUCGCCCCGCUCCCGCACCACGCCCUCACCCUCCGCCUCGGAACAACAACAACAACAACAACAACAACCGCAGCAGCAGAGGCGCCCCGCCCCCGGGCACCACCGUGCGGCGGGGUCGCUCUCCAGAGCGCCCUCGCGGGAGUCCCUGGGGCUGCUGGUCUCCAUGGCAGCGCAGGCCACAGACGUGCCGACGCCCGGGGAGCUGAGCUAUUCUCAGGGCGCCGCGGCCACGGCCACCUCCCCCAAGCCUCUGGAUCUCAGCAACCACGUCCUGAACCUGCUGGCCUCUUCGUCCACCUCGCCCCAGGUGGAGCAGAGCUCCUCGGACCGGACCCAGAUGGGAAACCACAGCGCAGAACCAGGAGAGGGUGUCGGUGUUGACGCUGACACCACCUCCACGGGGGCUAAACCCUCCCCAGACACUAGCAGAGGCCCUACACCGGGCCACCACCACCACCACCACCACCAACACCACCACAGCAGCCCUCCUCCACCUCAUCCCCAGCCCCCCGGGGACGGAUCCGGCCCCAGCACCCCCUCCGCCCUGGCGGACAACACCACCCUCUCUCUGGCCGAGGCCUUCCCCUUCAUGAACCAGGAGCAGCUGCUUCAGCUGCUGUCCACCACCGGGGGGUUGCCCUCUCUCCUGGACCCCGCCGUCCUGGCCUCUCUGCCCCUCGGGGGGAUGUGGAUGUGCGGGCAGCAGGGGCAGGGUCCGGCCUCCCAGCAGAACCUGUCGGAUCAUCUCCCGGCCGACCCACAGUCCCCAGAGAUGAUGAUGCAGCAGCAGCAGCAAGACACGGCGCAGCACGCCCAGGAUCACCAACACAAGCAGCAGCAGCACAUGAACAGCAACCCGCUGUUCCCCCUGUUGCCCCUGUUGUUCGGCGCCCACGGGGACCUGCCGCUGGGCCUGCUGAACCCGCUCCCGCCCCCGAACGGCCCCGCCUCCAACCCGGGGCAGGAGGCCGACCUGGGGCUGGCGGAGAAACCCAGCCUCCAGGCUCUGCUCAUGGCCUCCCUGCUGCUGGGCCAACAGCACGGCCCCAUGUUACCUCUCUCUGGACUAUCGGGACUGGGCCAGCUGGGCCUGGAGCUCCCCCUCCACCAGUCGCAGCAGCUCCCGGCCUCCCUCGACGGCCUCCCGCCGUUGGACAAGAGCACCGGCCUCCUGGACCCCUCGGGCCUCCAGGGGCCCAGCCUCCUAGAGAUCCUCCCCGCCCUGCUGGCCGCCGCGCUGGCCGGCUCCGCCGAGCUCCACCCGCCUCCCCUCACCCAGCUAGCCCCCACUGCACAGCAAACCCAACACACCCCACCUCAGAACAGGGCCCUCUUCCUCCUCGUCAUCCUCCCCUCUCCCCGCUCUUCAUCUCCCCAGGUGACCUCUGACCCUGCCGGCGACACCCUGAUCCCGCUGCCUCUUCAGGGCAAGGACAACCACCUCCUGCAGCAGCUGCUGCCCUCGCUGCUCAACCCGGCCGUGCUCGGUGAUCUUUCGGGCCUCGCUGGCUUUCACAACAUGGUGGGUCUGGGGAACGGGGCUCUGCUCUUGCCCCCAGUUCAAGCCUCUGCUUUGGGCAUGCCUCUGCUGCAGGGCCCUGACGGAGCCAUCAACCUGCUCAACAACAUACAGCUCAACAUCGCACCGCCCACAGAGGAAGACAAGCCAAUGUCGUUGGGAGGAACACAAAGCCCCGCCCCCCACGAAGAAAUGCCGGCCAAUCAGCUCGCUCCCCUGGCGGUCCCCAGCCCGACCCGCUCCCCGGCCCCAGACCUGCCAGCCUGCCCGCCCGCGCCCCCCCAGCAGCGAGGAGGCCCGGAGGGCGGCUCGGCCCGGGGGGUCGGGGCGGGCGGGGGCGGCGGGGGCCUGAUCGACCCGUACACCUCCUUCAUGGACACCAUCUACACCUCCUUCCUGCAGGUCAGCGCAAAAGAGCAGGAGGAGGGCGCCCAUUCGGGGCCCGCGGACCCCACCUCGCCCUUCUGUGCCUUACCCCCCGUCUCCUUCCCCUCGGCGCUGGUGGAGGAUGCCUCCGCCCACCCCCCCCCCCCGCCGCUGCCCCAGGCCGGCGCCCCGGCCUCGCUCAGCCCCCGGCGGGCCUGCUCCCUCCGCCACCCCGACCUGUCCCGCCUCAGCCUGGAGGCGGCCGCCGCCGCCCACUCGCCGGCCCAGGGCGCGCCCAAGCCCAGCGAGGCGGGGGCCUCCUCGCCCACCUCCCAGAGGAAGACGGGGGCCCGCGUGGCCGAGGGGCAGACCCGCCACGAGCCCCCGCUGCCCCCCAUCUACCUGGAGGAGGCCAAGACGGACUCCCGGCCCUACGGACACCCGGGGCCCGAGAGGCAGUGCGGGGUGACCCUGGGUCAGGCCGGGGGCUACCUGGGCCCCAGGGACGGGGCCGGCGGGCGGCCCAAGGAGGAGGGGGGCGUAGGGGCCAUGCUGCUGCACACGGACCAGGGCAGGGAUCAGGUCGCCCCGACGGUAGGAGCCAGGAGAGGAAGGAAGAGGAAACAAACGCUACAGAAUGUUCUAGAAGACUUUAGAGACAUGGAAGCCCCAGGCCUAGAGGAGACCAGACCCACGGCGGUCCUGCUGAAGCCCGAGAGGUCGGUCCGGGGACGGCGGCGACGUGGAGCCAGGUCUCAGAGGCAGUGAUUGGUGGGAGAGGAAGAGG